CCGUGAUGCGGGGGGUUCCUGGCGGCCAUCUUGGAUCUGCAGGCUGUUGUUUGGAAGAGAAAAUAAAAUUAAAAUAAUUAAUUAAAAGCAGAAUAAAGGAGGAGAAACCCUAUAAACUCAGCUGCGUUCAGUGUGUCUGAAGGUAUGAAGAAAUUCUCCUAGGGCGAGCGUCAUGGCCGAUAAGAGGAAACUGCAAGGUGAAAUAGAUCGGUGUCUGAAGAAGGUUACAGAAGGUGUUGAACAGUUUGAAGAUAUUUGGCAGAAGCUCCACAACGCAGCGAAUGCGAAUCAGAAAGAAAAGUAUGAGGCCGAUCUCAAAAAGGAAAUUAAAAAAUUACAGAGAUUACGGGACCAAAUUAAGACGUGGGUGGCAUCCAAUGAGAUAAAAGACAAAAGGCAGCUAGUGGAGAAUCGAAAGUUAAUAGAAACGCAAAUGGAGCGUUUCAAGGUAGUGGAGCGGGAGACCAAGACCAAGGCCUAUUCUAAGGAGGGGCUGGGCUUGGCUCUGAAGGUGGACCCGGCACAGAAAGAGAAGGAGGAAGUGGGGCAGUGGCUCACUGUGAGUCAACAGCAGCACUAAAAUAACCAUCCGUUC
Polyodon spathula (Mississippi paddlefish) is the source of this 595-nucleotide messenger RNA. RefSeq names its product CCR4-NOT transcription complex subunit 3-like. The transcript has 6 exons. NCBI's taxonomy places the organism in Eukaryota, Metazoa, Chordata, Actinopteri, Acipenseriformes, Polyodontidae. Gene Ontology annotation, cellular component: CCR4-NOT core complex; P-body; nucleus. The coding region runs from base 173 to 580 and encodes 135 amino acids. Gene Ontology annotation, biological process: regulation of DNA-templated transcription; regulation of stem cell population maintenance; nuclear-transcribed mRNA poly(A) tail shortening. The record is from RefSeq and is a predicted model, not a curated record.